Mirounga angustirostris (Northern elephant seal) is the source of this 7959-nucleotide messenger RNA. RefSeq names its product zinc finger protein 582. The record is from RefSeq and is a predicted model, not a curated record. Lineage: Eukaryota; Metazoa; Chordata; Mammalia; Carnivora; Phocidae. Gene Ontology annotation, cellular component: nucleoplasm. The transcript is spliced from 8 exons. Gene Ontology annotation, molecular function: RNA polymerase II cis-regulatory region sequence-specific DNA binding; DNA-binding transcription repressor activity, RNA polymerase II-specific. Gene Ontology annotation, biological process: regulation of transcription by RNA polymerase II. The coding region runs from base 4762 to 6729 and encodes 655 amino acids.
UCUGACCCUCCCCCAUCUCAUGCUCUCUCUCUCUAUCUCAUUCUCUCUCUCAAAUAAAUAAACUCUUUAAAAAAAAAAGAUUUUAUUUAAGAGAGAGUGUGUGUACCCAUUGUGCACUAGUAGGGGAGGGGAGGGCAGAGGGAGAAGCAGACUCCCCGCUGAACAGAGAACCCAACGUGGGGCUCCAUCCCAGGACCUUGGGAUCAUGACCUGAGCCGAAGGCAGACACUUAACCAACUGAGCCACCCAGGCACUCGAUCAUCUUGGAAAUCUUUUUUUAAAAAUGCCCAGGGGCGCCUGGGUGGCUCAGUCAGUUCAGCCUCCGUCUUUUGAUUUCAACUCAGGUGUUGAUCGUGGAGUCGUGAGUUCAAGCCCCAUGUUGGGUUCCACACUGGGUGCAGAGCCUACUUUAAAAAAUGCCAAGCCAGUCCCCAGAGAUUCUGAUUAAAUUGAUCUGCUAUCAGGCACAGCCACUGGUAUUUAUUAAAAAGUUCCUGAGACAUUCUAAAGUACAAACAAGGUUGAGAGCUGUAGCUCUGAGCUUGCUUGAGGAAUGAGGUAAAUUAAUUUGGUAGAGGGAGGGGAGGAUUAUGAGUGACCAGUGCUUUCAGUAUUUUUUCUAACGCAGUCCUCACAGCUGUGCUUUCCUGCGAUAGGGACAUUCCUAGCCCCGUCCUGUAAGUGAGGAAAUUUGUUCCCAUGUAAAGCAGAGAAAUGUCAGGGCUCACAUUCAUGUGCAAAGCCCAUGUUUUCUGUUACAGUUGGACUUGGGUCUUUAAGGAAAGAGUCUUCGAUAUUUCUGGCCUCUGGGGCUGGCAGGUUCAGAGUAGAGGUGAUCUUCAAAUAUUUGACAGAUGGUACAGAAAAGCAGACUUUGAAAGGAAGCAGUGAGAUUAUGCAUUAAAUGGCUGGUUGUCAAGUACUGUUGGACCUGCUCCAACUCAGUGUUCAACACAGCCCUCUAGGAUCAUAGAGAUGUUGGGGCUGAGAGGAAGGACCCUAGUUGUCUGCUCCUGAGGGAGGCAUGGCCACUGCUCAGUAACUCUUUGAAACUUGUUUCCAUCCAGGCUUUUGCGAUCCUCGCUUUAGGGUGAAGAAUUUAGCUUUGCGUUAAGUUUAAAUGGCAGAGCCCUUUUCUCACACUAUGUUUGAGAUUCAGAAGACAGGCCAGGUGUACAGCUCUACCCUGAGAUAGUGUGAGAUUCACGCUAUUUGUGUUGUUUUGAAGAGGUAGUUAUUAUGCGUGAAACACAAAUGCCAAAGUAUAGAUAGGGAAAAGUGAGUUUCGAGUUUCCUUUCCCAUGCCAAGUGAUAUAGUUCCCUUCUUCAGAGACAGUCACUGCUAAUGACUUCUUGAUUAUAUUUCCAGAACUUGUCUGCCUUUUCAAACUCAGGUGUUGGUUUUCCAUGUUUUCUUUUUUCUAAGUUUUUCUGUACCUUUUUCUCUAUCAUUACACCACAUCGUGGAGAUCAUUUCACGCAAUACCUGUAGAGUAGGUUUCUCAACCUUGGCACAGUUGAUGUUUGGACCAGAUUGUUCCUUCCUUUGGGGGGUGCCAUCUUGUGUAAUGUAGGGUGUUGAACAGCAUCCUGGCCUCUACCCACUAGAUGCCAGGAACACACACACACCCCAUUGUGACAACCACAGAUGUCCCCAAACAUUGCAAGGAUCCCCUGGGUGUAAAAUUGCCCCAAUGAAGAAGCACUGAUGUAGUGCUGUUUUGUUCCUUUUAAGAUCUACAUGGUGUCCCAUCGUGUACAUAACACUCACUUAGCCAUUUUCCUAUUGAUGGGCAUUUUGGUUAUCUCUAAUGUCUUGAUAACUUACAUUUGGUAAAUACUGGCACUGCUCCAAAUGUGUUACAUGUUUUCAUUCAUUUAAUCUUCCAAACAGCCCUGUGGAAUCAUUGUUACUUGCCCCAUUUGCCAAUUGAGGAAGCUGAGGCCUAGAGAGCACAUGAGAGUUCACCCAUAGGAGGGUAGCAGAGUUAGAAGUUGAACCCAGACAGCCUCCAGGCUCAUGCCCUUCACUGUAGAACCAUACUGCCUCUUCCUACAAGCCUUGCCACAAUGAAUACCCUUGUGUGUUAUUUUAUCCAUAUGCAACGCCUUCUAGAGACAAAUACCAGAAAUGAGGUUUACUGUGUUAGAGGGGAUGUGUACCUUCAGUUUUCAAAGAUUUGCCGAAUUACCCUCCACUGAGGUUGUGCUACUUUCUCUCCUGCCUGCACUGUAUGAGAAUUCUACCCACAGCCUUCUGAAUGGGUCUCAGGCUUCCUUGGUCUUUUGGAUGCUUGGUGUAUACUGAAUAAAAGGGAUAAAGCAGGUGAGAAAUUACUGUGUGCCUGUUGGUGAAGAUAGCUCCUAUAAAGGUAGCUCAUGUUAACUUCAUAACAGCUAAGAGUGAGGUAGGUUUUCUUUACCCCAAUAAUUGGCAGAGGCAAAUUUUGAAUCCAGAAUUACUUAAUAUCAAACUGCUGUUCUUUCCUCUCCAGAAGUGCUGAGUUCCUCAGAGAAUAUUGUUUUGUGGGCAAGAAUUGUACUUUUCUAAUUUUAGGGGUACAUGGCUGAGUACAAACAGCUAUGAGAAACCACAGGAUGGACAUGAUACCACUUCCUGCAAUAAUCUGUUCUACUUGAGGAAUUGGAAGGGAAAAGCCAAGGGAUAUAUUUAUCUGGUAAAUAGUUUAAAAUACGAGGUUUAUAUUAAUACGGACUCAGAUUUAUUAUGAUGUAGGAUGCCAAAGUCAUGUGGAUGUUUCAAAAUGAAACAGAACCAACCAGCAGAAGUUUUCUGUAAUGACAAAGCUGCUUUGGGUUCUGUCCUGGACCACAGAACCAGGCAUUAUCUCUCCAGUUUGGAGAUAUUAGUUAAAAGUAGGAGAACUCCCAGGCAAAGAAUACAGCUUUGUUCUCAGAGACUCUCUGGCAGUGGAGUGCUGGGGCUGGCUCACACUAGAUCCCAAACCUGUUGUGUACACCUUUCUCCAGUUCUGUGCUCAGUGACAUGAGUUUGGUAGCUUACAGUGGGGCCCUCAUGGGAGUGUUUACACCAUGGAAAUUGGCAGGUGCUACAAAUCACCCAGCAUAACCCUGUCCUGGAGUCUAAUGCAGAGAGAAUUCAGGCAUCUUAAGACUCUGGGUAGGGCCCUUUGUCUCCACUUUCUGCAUGAGGGAAGCCUUGCUCAGCACACAGAAUGGAAGCCCAGGCCACUUAGUUACUGAGCCACAACUCCUCAGCCUUAACGUGCUGUGCUGCAAAUCUCCCCAACUCCUGUGGCCACUCUGAUAAAAACAGAGUGGCCCUUCUUUUCACUACAUCUGUAUCUUUGGGGUAAAUACCCAGUAGUGCAAUUCCUGGGUCAUAGGGUAGCUCUAUUUUCAACUUUUUGAGGAACCUCCAUACUGUUUUCCAGAGCAGUAAUUUUUAUUGUUUGAUCUGUAUGUGUGUAUGUAUGUAUUUAUUUUUAAAGAUUUUAUUUAUUUAUUGACAGAGAGAGAGAGCACAAGCAGGGGGAGAGGCAGAAGGACAGGGAGAAGCAGACUCCCUGCUGAGCAGGGAGUCUGAUACGGGACUUGAUCCCAGGACCCUGGGAUCAUGGCCUGAGCCGAAGGCAGACACUUAACUGGCCAGGUGCCUCUUGAUCUGUAUUUAAAUUUCAUAAAACUUAUCAUUGGAAAAGUAGAUUCACACACCCGGUCGUUUCAAACGUUCUUCAAAGUUUUAUAGUAACUAAAUCAAGGAUCAGUUUUUAAUUUUAAAUUCUAAUUCAUUAAUUUUAAUAUUUAUUAUUAAUACUUUAGUGAUUAAUUAAUUGAAACUAAAUAACGUUAAACACUCAGUUGCACUAGCCUUGUUUCCAGAACUCGGUUGUCACCAGUUGCUAAUGGUAUGCAUGUAGAACAGCAUCGGUGCAGAGUGACUCGGUGAUGGGCCUAAUCCAUCCCACUGAAUUUCCCUGCUGGAUUGACACAUACCUGCCUAAUGAAUUGCCUCUUCAGCUCUUGCAUCUCCACUGCCUCUCACCAACAUACACAGUUGAUUCACCACACAGCCACCCAGCAAAUUUUGUUAAAUGUUAAGUCAGACAUGCCACUCCUCAGACUCGUGCUCCCUCGAUGAUGUCUUAUCACAUUUAGGAUCGGUUUCAAACUGCUCACAACCGCUUUCAUGAUGUGGCCCCUCCUGAACUGAGCAUCUCACAGACCACCACUGCACACCUCACUCAUUCUGCUUCAGCACACCAUUUACUUCCCUCCGCAUACCAAGUACACACCUGCUCCAGGGCCUUUGCACUUACUGUACCUCUACCCAGAAUGCUCUUUCCCAAGCGUCCAAGUGCCUCACACUUGCACUACAUUCAAACCUUGACUCAGUGUUGUAUCCUCUGGAGGCCUCCGUCAACCACCCCAUCACUCCACCCCCUGCUCUGGUAUUGUUGUGUUUUGUUUUGUUUUUAUAGCAAUGAUCUCAGCUGACGCUGUGUCCUAUAUGAACUUUCCAUCCAUGGUGGAAUGUAAGGUACAGGGGAGCUGAUACUUCUGCUCUAACUCUGCUCUUCCCCAGCACCUAGGACAAUGCCUGGCACAUACUAGACACUUAACAAAUGCUUGUCACAUGGAUGGAUAGCUGUCUUCAUGUCUCAUUUGCCUCCUGAUCUGGAGCCUUCCGUGAUCUUGGGAACAGAUAGCAUUGGCUAUGCCCCUUCCCAACCCUGAGAAGGGGCAGGAAUGCUGCAGAAGAUAUUCUGACCUCCCUCCAUGUGUGUCUAUGCACCUGUGUCCCCACCUUCUCUGCACUCUGCCCUUCUCCAGAUGCGGAGCCUCAAGGGGGAGGAAAGGAUGCCUGCUGCACGAGGGAAGUCCAAGUCCAAGGUGCCAGUGACAUUUGGGGAUUUGGCCAUCUACUUUUCCCAGGAAGAGUGGGAAUGGCUGAGCCCCAUUCAAAAGGAUCUGUAUGAAGAUGUCAUGUUGGAGAACUACCAGAACUUGGUCUCUCUCGGACUUUGCUUUCGGAGGCCAAAUGUGAUCACCUUAUUGGAGAAAGGGAAAGCACCUUGGAUAGUGGAGCCAGUGAGGAAACGCCGGGGUGUGGCUCUGCCAUCUCAGGACUCUGCCCUUCCCCAAGAGAGGAACCUGGAGGAGGACCCAUCAGCCCAUGAAAUUCUAAAAGUCAUGUCCCUUGAGUCAGACUUGUUCACGGAUGUGGCCAUAGUCUUCUCCCAAGAGGAAUGGGAACAGCUUGCACCCGCUCAGAGGGAUUUGUACAGAGACGUGAUGUUGGAGACCUAUAGCAACCUGGUCUCACUGGGUCUUGCCAUCGCCAAACCUGAUGUGAUCUCCUUCCUGGAGGAGGGCAAAGAGCCCUGGGUGGUAGAGAAAACGUCAAGAGGAGGCCUGUGUCCAGUACUGGAGUCCAGGUAUGAUACCAAGGUAUCAUCUCCAGAGCAGCACAUUUAUGAAAUACAGACGCCACAGUGGGAGAUAAUGGAAAGCCUCACAAGUUAUGGUCUUGAGUGUUCGAGGUUCCAAGAUGAUUGGGAAUGCAGAAGCCAGUUUGACAGACAACGGGGAAAUCCAGAUGGACAUUUGAGUCAAAUGAUAAUCAGUCAUGAAGAAAUAGCCACUUUAAACCAACAAGCAUCAUUUCCUUUUUAUCAGAAAACUCAUCGUGGAGAAAAACCCUAUGAAUAUAACGAAUGUAGAAAAGACUUCUGGCAGGAGGACUUCCUUAUUAAUCAUCAAGGAAUUCAUGCUAAUGAGAAACCCUAUAAAUGUAAGGAAUGUGGCAAGGCCUUUAAGUAUGGCUCACGACUAAUUCAACAUGAGAAUAUUCAUUCUGGCAAGAAACCCUAUGAAUGUAACGAAUGUGGAAAGGCCUUCAAUUCUGGUUCAAAUUUCAUACAACAUCAGAGGGUUCAUACUGGUGAGAAACCUUAUGAAUGUAAGGAUUGUGCAAAGGCCUUUAGUCGAAGUUCACAGCUGAUUGAACAUCAACGAAUUCAUACUGGUGAGAAACCCUAUCAAUGUAAGGAAUGUGGCAAGGCCUUCAAUAGGAUCUCACAUCUUAAAGUACAUUAUAGAAUUCAUACUGGUGAAAAACCCUAUGCAUGCAAGGAAUGUGGGAAGACCUUUAGUCAUCGGUCUCAGUUGAUUCAACAUCAGACUAUUCAUACGGGCAAGAAACUCUAUGAAUGUAAGGAAUGUGGGAAGGCCUUUAAUCAAGGCUCAACUCUUAUUAGACAUCAGAGAAUCCAUACUGGUGAGAAACCCUAUGAAUGCAAGGCAUGUGGGAAGGCCUUUAGAGUGAGCUCACAACUUAAGCAACAUCAGAGAAUUCACACUGGAGAGAAACCCUACCAAUGUAGGGUUUGCGGUAGGGCUUUCAAACGGGUCUCACAUCUUACUGUACAUUAUAGAAUUCAUACAGGUGAGAAACCAUAUGAAUGUAAGGAAUGUCGAAAGGCCUUCAGUCAUUGCUCACAACUGAUUCAGCAUCAGAUAAUUCAUACUGAGGAAAAGUCUUGUAAAUAUAAGGAAUGUGGGAGGACUUUACAUCAUAAUUCAGCUACUGUUCAACACCAGAGAAUGCAUAAUAAAGAAACACAAGUGAACAUAAUAAAUGUAGAAAAGCCUUCCAUUAGCACUUAUCCUUUAUUAAUCAUCAGAGAAUUUAUGUUAGCAAGCAACCAUAUCAAUGGAAAUAAUGGGGAGAGCCCAUUAGCUUAGGCUAGUCCCAACUUCUUAUAUUUUGCAGAAAGACUUGAAGAAUGUAAUGCAAAUGGGAAUGCCUUCAUUCAAGCUAUCCUUUAUCCUGAGUCAUAAGAUUAAUAAUGAAAAAUUUUACGGAUAUAAAUUGUUUAGACCAUAAUUAUUGAAGAAGCAAGGAAAGGUUGGGAAAAAAAAUUUGUCUCUAACAUUACAGGAUCACAUUUUCUAACCACACUGUAAUAAUUAUAACAACAGCCAGAAAUUUUCAUUUUUUGGCACUUGAAAAAAAAAAAACAGCCAAAUUACUCUUGGGUUCAACUUUUUUUUUUUUUUUUAAUAGGCACCACACCCAGUGUGGGCCUCAAACUCAUGACCCUGAGAUCAAGAGUCAUAUGCUCUACCGACUAAGCCAGCCAGGUACCCCAUUACUCUUGGGUUAAUAAAUAAAUCAUGUAAAUUACCAUGCAUGGUAAUGAAAAAAUGACAAUUAAGAGAUUUGCAUUCCAGGAGUUGUAGCAUGUGGCUGAAGUUACUCAGAAGAAUUUUUAUGGCUUUUAAAUGCAUGCAAAGCAUGAAAACUUGAAUGAUUAUUCUCAAAUAUAUUAAAUGUACUAUUCAAGAAGCCAGAAAAGACAAUACCAAACACUGAGGUGAUGAAAGAACAAAUUGGUACAAAAUUAAAAGAGAAAAUAAUGAAAUUAGAAAGUGGUUAUCUUAAAAUAAUCUGUUUUUAUUUCUUCCUGACCCAAGAAUAAACAAAAUUUAAGAUAAUAUUUCUCAAUUUCUAUGUUGUUUUAGAUUAUCUUUCAUCACUUUUGUCACAAACAGAAGGGGCCGGUUGCCUACGUAGCGGCCAUACCCGAUUCCCCUUCCUACUGGCAGCAUCUGUGUCUUGCCUUAGACUCUGAAGAUACCAGAUGCUAACUUUUCAGCGUUUUCUGCAGCUCAGGAUGGCUCUCAUGUUCCAGGGUAAGGCCAGUAUGUUCCAGGGAUCUGUAGGGGCUUCUGGGACAGAUUUUCCUCAUUCAGAAGAGACAGAUCUAUCAGGAAGACUCCAUCUCCUCUCAUGUGCUUUUAAACAUUCUCCUAUGAGAACAUAAUGCCUGGAGCUGCCGUAGCCAUGUUGGAACCAAAAGGAGAAAACCGAGGACCUCAGAGAAGCUGACCCAGAGUUACCAGGACAAUUCUGGAACUGUCUCUGUGAAGCCUUGUUAUGUAAAAAAAAAAAAUAAACCUUUAUUGCUGAAA